UAAUACUAACCAUUUUUUUCUCCCCAAUCCAACACAUACCAUCUCACUUCUUCUGUUCUCUCACAAGAGUAAUUUUGAGCUUCCUCCUCCCUCUUAAUAAAAUAUAAAAAUCAUAUACAUAUACAUAUAGUUUUGAAGUUAAAGUUGAACCAUAAUGGGUGGUUAUAGUUAUUGUAGAAUAGUUGGAUUGAUAAUGAUAAGCUGUUUAUUGGGAGGAUCAGAAGGGAAGGUCCGUGUAGGUUUCUACAACACUAGCUGCCCCAACGCCGAGGCCAUAGUCCGCAACGUAGUCCAUCAAUCAUCCAUCUCCGACCAAAACAACCUCCCCUCCCUGCUCCGCCUCCAUUUCCACGACUGCUUCGUCCACGGCUGCGACGCCUCCAUUCUAAUCGACAGAGCCUCGGAAGCAGACGAGAAGCGAGCCUUUGGACAUCAAGGCGUCCGAGGCUUCGACGUCGUACAGACCGCCAAAGCUCAGCUAGAAGCCGCCUGCCCCGGCGUCGUCUCUUGUUCCGACAUUCUUGCCAUGGCUGCUAGAGAUGCCGUUUUCCUAUCGAAAGGGCCAUGGUACGAUGUGGAAACAGGCAGAAGAGAUGGCUUGGUGUCGAAUGUCACACUGGCUGCUCACAUGCCUGAUGUUGCAGAUUCCAUUCACAAAUUGAAAGCCAAGUUUUUAGCUAAAGGCCUCACCGCCCAAGAUCUUGUCAUUCUUAGUGGUGCGCACACGAUCGGCACCACAGCGUGCUUCUUCGUGAACUCAAGGCUGUACGAGUUUCCGGCCAACAGGGGCUCGGACCCGUCCAUAAACCCGGGCUUUCUGCCGGAGCUGAAGUCGGUGUGCCCGAAAAACGGAGAUGUGAACGUGCGUUUGGCGAUGGACAGAGGCAGCGAGCAGGUGUUUGACAAGCAAAUACUGGGGAACAUAAGGAGUGGAAUGGCUGUGCUGCAAUCUGAUGCGGCUCUCUAUCAAGAUGAGGCGACGAAGCGUGCGGUCGACUCUUAUCUCGGGCUUCCUGGGCCAUCGUUCGAGGCUGAUUUCGCUGCUUCGAUGAUCAAACUGGGGAGGAUUGGAGUGUGGACGGGAUCUAAAGGCCAGAUUAGGCGUGUUUGCUCCUCUUUUAAUUGAAUCAUACUAUUGAAUAAACACAUACUCCUACCAUACAUAAUUUUCACUUCUUGAUGCUUUGUGUUUUA
Molecule: messenger RNA, 1194 nt
Organism: Salvia hispanica
Lineage: Eukaryota; Viridiplantae; Streptophyta; Magnoliopsida; Lamiales; Lamiaceae
Product: peroxidase 43-like
Biological process (GO): response to oxidative stress; hydrogen peroxide catabolic process
Molecular function (GO): heme binding; peroxidase activity
Source: RefSeq, a predicted model, not a curated record